Molecule: messenger RNA, 2319 nt
Organism: Trichomonas vaginalis G3
Lineage: Eukaryota; Parabasalia; Trichomonadida; Trichomonadidae
Product: leucine-rich repeats (6 copies)-containing protein
Exons: 1
Coding region: 1-2319 (772 amino acids)
Source: RefSeq, a predicted model, not a curated record
AUGUCAAUCAAUAAUCCAGAAAUAGUACAAAAAUCCAAUUUUAUUGGAUACAAAUAUCGCAUUAUAAACUUAAAAAUCGAAAGUGGUGUCAAACGAGUUGAAAAUUAUGCAUUUGAAGAUUUUACAAUAUUAGAAACAAUUAAUUUAUCAGAAAAUGUAGAAUAUUUCAGUAGUUCUGCAACUUUGAAUUGCAAAAAUUUAUUUUCAAUCAUAGUAUCACAAAACAAUCCGUACUUUUAUAACGAUGCUGACAUGAACUUGUACACCAAGAAUCAAUCAGUACUUAUAAGAGUUAUGCCUAAAAAUCCAAAAUCAGGUUAUCCUAGAAAUUUCACAAUUCCUUCUAGCGUUACUGUUAUCCAACAAUAUGCAUUCGCAAAUACAGAUAUUUUUGAAGUAAAAUUUGAGGAAACUUCAAAUAUAUCAACACUUGGAAUUUUAUCUUUUUCAUUGAGUGAGCUUUCAUUCAUUACUAUUCCUUCAACAGUAACAUCGAUACAGAAUCAAUCAUUUUAUAAAUGUCAUAAUUUAGAGCAAGUCACAUUUGAGGAAAACACAAAUACACAAAAGCAAAUUGGAUAUGAAUCAUUUUCUUACACAUCAAUUAAGGAAUUUGUUUUUCCUUAUAAUUGUUAUGUCCAUGAUGAUAUUUUUAGUCAUUGUAAAUCCUUAACAAAAAUAACAAUUCAAGAUUCAUCCACAGCUAUAUCUGUCAACACAUUCAGUGGCUGUUUGAGCAUUACAUCUAUCUCAACAAAUUCAGAUAAAUAUAAUUAUUCAUUAGAUCAUUUAUUCAACGUUGAGAAAACAAAUCUUUAUUACAUUGCACCUCCAUCGAAUAGGCAGGACUAUGUAGAUAGUGUUAAUUAUUCAUUGGUUGAAGAAUUUUGUAACACAGCUUUUCUUAAUAAAAACAAUUUGCCAAAUACUAAUUUUAGCCAUUAUUGUAUAAAAAGUGGUGUAGUUUACGAUUUAAAUAGUUAUAAUGUAAUUAGUUGCCUAAAAUAUGUCCAACAAGUUAUUUUAGAUGACAAUUCAAGAAGAAUAUGUAAGAUAUGUUUUUUAAAUAAGAAUAUAAUUGUUCAGAUAUCUCAAAAUCUCAUUUCAAUCGAAUUUGAAGCAUUUUAUGAAUGUACCGUAAGUUUUACUGAGCAAAGAUUUUUCCCGAGUUCCUUGAAAUUAAUUGAAGCCUCUGCUUUUCAAAAUUCCAAGAUUUCAAAUAAUAUUUAUUUCAAUUCGAGUGAAGAGCUUAUUAUUCAAGAUUCUGCAUUUGAAAAUGCCGUCUUUCAGAAUGAUGCUAAUAUUGCUUUUACCAAUGUAUUAACAUCAUUAGGAAAAAGAUGUUUCUUUGGUGCUAUGAUAAAAGUGAUUUCAAUUAAUAUUCAGGGCUCAAUUUCAAUGUUGCAGGAUUAUUCCUUCGCGAAUAGCAAAUUGAUCCAAUUAACCAUUCCAUUUUCCAUUAAAUCAAUUGGAACUUCUGUGUUUGAAAAUUGUAUAAAUUUGACAACGGUCUCAUCUGUGACAAGGAUAAGUGUUCAAUCUCUUGUGAUACGACCUAUUUUAUUUUGUCCUAAUAUCGAGACGUUUGGUGAAUUCGCAUUUCUAAAUUGCUGUAAUCUAUGGUCAAUAAAUAUAGGAAGUAGCACCACAGUCAAGUACAUUGGAUCAUAUGCAUUUCACAAUAUAACAAAUCUUUAUAGUGUAACGAUUGGAUUAACAGAUGAAAUAUUAACAAAUGAGACAUUCUAUAGCCCUAAUUUAAUGUCAUUCAAGAUAAAUGAUAAAAAUAAAUUUUAUUCAACACAAAACAAUUGUACAUAUAACAAAAAUAAAACUGUUUUGCUAUGGAGUACUCCUUUGAUUGAUAAUUUGAUAAUUAAUAGUAGCACGGAAAUAAUUUCAGAUUAUGCAUUCUAUAAUAGAACAAAACUUGAUUCAGUUACUUAUUCAGACGAUUAUUCUGCACUUAAAAUUGUUGGUCAUUGUGCCUUUUCAUUCAAUCAUAUAAAUUCAUUUAGAUUUUACAAUAAUAUUACAAUAUUAGGCAAUUUAUCUUUUUAUAUGUGCGAAUCCUUAACUUUAAUCAUUAUCCCAGAAGGUUCUAAUUUGGAAUAUAUUGGAGACUUAUGCUUUUAUAAAAAUGGAUUCAGAAUUAUAUCAAUUCCUUCAAAAUGUUCUUAUAUUGGAAUGUUUGCAUUUAAAGAAUCAAAAAACCUGAACACUGUAAAUUUUGCGGAAAAUUCUCAAUGCAAACAAAUCAAUUCUGGAUUUCCUGGUUUUGCGCGUGGUAAAACUUCCAGGAAAUCUUACAUUAAUUGA